ACAGGAAACAUGGCUGGUUCAGCUUCAGGUUUCACAGGAGAGGAGGCGGCAAGAAACAAACUAACCUUGCGAGUCGAACAACUAACAAGCUGAGGUGACUGUCUCUUGUCUCUGAGCCAUGAGGUCGUCUUCCCUCCUCCUACUCUCCUUCCUCAUGGGUGUGAGGGGUGUUCAAGGGGGCUCGGACUUUAGAGUGUGUGCCUUCAACCUCCAACACUUUGGGGAUUCAAAGUCCAAGAAGACCGAUGUCAUGGAGACUCUCACCAAAAUCAUCACUCGCUGUGAUGUGUGUUUGCUUCAGGAAGUCAGAGACAGUAAAGGGAAAGCUUUACCGGAGCUGCUUAUACAACUUAACAGCAUUGACUCUGUCCAUAAGUAUGAUGCAGUGGCCAGUGAGCGGCUGGGCAGGUCUGAAUCGUACCAGGAGCAGUAUGUGUUCGUUUACAGGACCGAUACGGUGACCGUCUCUGGCCAGUAUCAGUAUCCAGACAUUCGACCAGGAGAUGUUGAUGCUUUCUCCAGAGAGCCUUUUGUUGUCCGCUUCAAAGCCCCCAGGACAACAAUAAAGGAGUUUGUCCUCAUACCUCAGCACACCACUCCAACCAACACCACUAAGGAGCUUGAUGCACUGUAUGAUGUUUUGCAAGAUGUGAGAAAGAUGUGGAAAACUGAGAAUGUGAUCCUUCUUGGGGACUUCAACGCUGACUGUGGCUACCUCGCUAAGAAGAACAGGAAGAACGUGCGUCUGAUUACAGAGAAGUCCCUCGUUUGGCUCAUUGAAGAUAAAACUGACACCACUGUGCGAUCGUCCACAUCCUGCGCCUACGACAGGAUUGUUGUGCAUGGGGAAACAUUUGCCAGAGCAAUUGUGCCUCUUUCGGCCAAACCAUUUAACUUCCAAUCAGAAUACGAACUCACGGAGGAUCAGGCGCUGGAGGUCAGUGACCACUAUCCGGUGGAGGUCCUGCUGAAGGUCGAUAGGUCAAGAGAGUUCAAUGGUGCAACGUCUUUGGCAUUAACUGGCACAAAUCAGAAAACAUCUCAAUUAAAGUUCUUUUCUUGGUUUGUCCUCAGCCAUCUUGUCUUGCAAGUGUUAGCACGGUAGUUUCAUGAUAAACCUGUGCAGAUUUUUCUCAGGACAAGCUUACUUCAUGAACUGAUGAGAACUUUAGGAUGCAUGAAGUCCAACCUGCCAAGUAUCACCAGCAAUACUACACAAAGAGGGCCGUCCAUGUUGGAUUCAGGUUUGGGGUAAAAAACCCAGAAAAUUACACAACUGUUGACCUGUACCUUUAUGUAUUCACCAUAUUGUACAUUAAUUUAUCUAUCAAUAUGUGUAUCUAGAUGAAAAAAACUGUAAAGUUAGAAAUCUGUUCACUUAAUUUAGUUCUUUUGCUCUCUCAGUUUAGGAAAAUUACACCCUUUUGUUAAUUCCCUCAAAUUGAUCCAAGGUAAAGUGGAUAGGACACAUUAUAUUAGAGGAGAACAUUUGCAGUAUCAUCAAAAGUUUUACUGGAAAUCCUGUAAAUUACAUUUGCAGGAUAUCAAAGAAAAUGCACCACUGCUGAAAACCAGAAGUACAGUUUAUCUACUGUAUGAUGGAAAGAACUACAUACUGUCAAUGUAAUGAAAGUCAUUAAGCCAUUAAGCUGGAGGAACAGAUGAAGUAAGUCAAGUGAACAGAACUGAUGCACUGAAAUGAGUAAAUGUAGCUCAUGAAUCACUAAUGUGAUGGAACAAUUUAUUAAGUAAGGUCUCUGUUAAAUGAUGCUAUAAUCUUGGGGUGUGGGGGGUGAUGCCUUAUAUACAGUACAAGCAAUGCACUUUGUAAAUGAGAUUUUGUUUGAUUCUGUUAUUCUCUGAAGAAUAAAUGGAGUUAUUUUUC
Messenger RNA from Seriola dumerili (greater amberjack), 1885 nucleotides. It is a transcript of the gene dnase1l1, whose product is annotated as deoxyribonuclease gamma-like. Gene Ontology annotation, biological process: DNA catabolic process. Gene Ontology annotation, molecular function: DNA nuclease activity. Gene Ontology annotation, cellular component: nucleus. The transcript has 9 exons. Bases 119 to 1105 code for a protein of 328 amino acids. Lineage: Eukaryota; Metazoa; Chordata; Actinopteri; Carangiformes; Carangidae. The record is from RefSeq and is a predicted model, not a curated record.